AUGAGGGUGGUGUACGAGGACAGCCGCAUGGUCAGCCUCACAGCCCCCUAUGUGUCGGGCUUCCUGGCCUUCCGAGAGGUGCCCUUCUUGCUGGAGCUGGUGCAGCAGCUGCGGGAGAAGGAGCCGGGCCUCAUGCCCCAGAUCCGACUCCUGCAGACUCGAGGAGACUCGUUCCCUCUGCUGGGAGACUCUGGGACUGUCCUGGGAAUGGCCCUGAGGAGCCACGAUCGCAGCACCAGGCCCCUCUACAUCUCCGUGGGCCACAAGAUGAGCCUGGAGGCAGCUGUGCGCCUGACUUGCUGCUGCUGCAGGUUCCGGAUCCCAGAGCCCGUGCGCCAGGCUGACAUCUGCUCCCGAGAGCACAUCCGCAAGUCGCUGGGACUCCCCAGGCCACCCACACCGAGGAGCCCGACGCAGAGGCCAGUGGCAUGCCCCAGAGGAGACUCUGGAGAGUCCUCAGGGGAGGGCCGGCCCCCACAGGACCACAGCCCAGGCCCCAGGACAGCCCCAAGGCCAGGCUCCCAGGAGCAGGAGGGCAAGGACUGGCAGUAGGGUGGAACUGGGCGCCAUGAAGACACGAAGGCCACUGGCCACCUCGUUCUGGCCUCAGGACACUGACCACCCCUGGGGGUGGUCUAGGGACUUAGGGGAACCUCACCUCAGCCGCAGGUAGAGUACCCAGUCCCCAGAGACAGGCUGACCGCACCGCCCCUGGGGGACGCCGCAGCACAGCCCAGUGCCAGGUGGGGUAGAGGUGACCACAGCCCCUCUUCGCCCCGUCAUCGGCUGCUCAGCUGUGGUCACGGUGCUCAGAGGACAGAUCUCUACGGGGGCAAGUGCCAGACCCUGAGAGUGCACGAGACGCUUUCCUGGAGCCCACAAAGGGGACUCAGAGCUACAGCCUGCGCGAGCCCUGCAGCCUCUGCUUUGCCCGCCCCUUUCGAUAGAUAGGACUUGCUUGCUCUUUUUUUUCUUCUCAGGGUUCAUUUUUUUAUUU
Messenger RNA from Mandrillus leucophaeus (drill), 997 nucleotides. It is a transcript of the gene ENDOV, whose product is annotated as endonuclease V. Gene Ontology annotation, molecular function: RNA endonuclease activity producing 5'-phosphomonoesters, hydrolytic mechanism; single-stranded RNA binding. Bases 1 to 552 code for a protein of 183 amino acids. Gene Ontology annotation, cellular component: cytoplasm; nucleolus. The transcript is spliced from 6 exons. NCBI's taxonomy places the organism in Eukaryota, Metazoa, Chordata, Mammalia, Primates, Cercopithecidae. The record is from RefSeq and is a predicted model, not a curated record. Gene Ontology annotation, biological process: DNA repair.